This is a messenger RNA of Didymodactylos carnosus, 636 nucleotides long. The record is from the annotation of a GenBank genome assembly. Lineage: Eukaryota; Metazoa; Rotifera; Eurotatoria; Philodinida; Philodinidae.
AUGGGGAAGAAGCUGACAGGUAGCAAGAAAGCCCAAAGUAAUAUUCAUACGAUAAAGAAUAAAGAUGGCACGCUACUAGCAGAUCCGAAGUUAGUGAGACAAAGAUGGAAAGAGUAUAUUGAAGAGCUGUACGACAAAGAUGGUAAGCCCACGGAGGAAGAGAUAGAUUUAGAAAGCGAAAUGGAUGUGGAAGUAGAUAACGUAGGCCCUGGAAUUCUGGAAGACGAAAUUGAAGCAGCGAUAAGACAAAUGAAAGACAAGAAAGCAGAAGGAAUUGAUGAAAUACCGACAGAGCUGUUGAAGAAACUUGAAGAUAGUGCUAAAAAGGAAUUGAUACGAAUAUGUCAGGAUAUGUAUGAAAAAGGAGAAUGGCCAAGAGAUUUCACCAAAGCAAUAAUUGUCACGAUGGAGAAAAAGCCAAAUGCAACAGAAUGUGCUGAUCACAGAACGCUUAGUCUGAUUCCGCAUGCUUCGAAGAUAAUGCUGAAAGUGCUGGCAAAAAGAUUGGAAGCCAAAACACAAUAUUUCAUUGAUAAAACACAGUUUGGUUUCAGAAGAGGAUACGGAACGAAAGAGGCAAUCGGCGUCAUGCGAAUGCUCUACGAGAGAUGCUUGGAAUACGGCUUGGAUGAUUGA